CUGAUUGUGUUUGCGCAGGUGUUUGCGUUUGUGCAUAUGAUCCUAAAGGAAGAAAGCCACAUAUUUACAACAUGACAUCAAUGUAUGGUUAUUUGAAGUACAGUACUUGUUCUCAUAGUUACAGUCACUAAACGGUAAGUGUUAUGUUUACAGAGAAAUUGAAACCUUGUCUAUAUGACAGUGAUAUAUGGCGGAAGAACUUCUGAGAUGUGGCGAAAUGCCCAUUUGUUCUCUUCUUAUUUUAUUUUUUUUCUUCUGCUUAUGUUAUUCAUGGUGGCUGUAUAUUUACAUAUUUAAACAAUCUGAAUGAAAAAAUAACAGAAAGAUGUUGAAUGUUGAAGAAAACUGUUUCAUGCAAUAAAAGCCUUAAAGAAAAUGUAAAUGGCAUGAGAGGCAAAAAGCAAAAAUGAAAAUAUCCUGGCUCCACCUCUGGGUGGAAGUGAGAAUGUGUUACUCACUCACAGCGUAUAAAUAUGACCAAAUGACUGACAUCUGUUCAAGAGUGAAUCCUCAUCCCCAUCCUGUCUCAGACACUUGGAAUACUGAACAUGCACCUACACUGGCUAAUAUUUUUUCUUGUCACAUUGAGGUGGGUGUGUGAUGCUAAAUACUGCAGUUUUACACAAUAUGCUAAAGCUAAAAAGGAUCUUUUUGAACAUCUCGGCUUGGACAAGAAUGACUUUCAGAAUACCAGAAUGUGGCCCUUAAUAUUCAACAACUACUAUGAAAACAACUAUACUGAGUUCAGCCCUACCAACAACACAGAGAUCAACCCUGCCGACAACACUGAGUUCAAGCCUGCCUACAUUUAUGUGGACCUAUAUGUGACCUCCAUCAUAAAUGUGGACGAAAAAGCCCAGAGUCUCACAACACAGGUCAAAACGAUAACUGCGUGGCCAAAUUUGAAAAUGUGGUGGAGAACAGAGGAUUUUUGUGGGAUUACAAAAUUUGUCGCCCCCAGAAAUAUGUUUUGGACUCCAGACAUUGGUAUAAUGGAAAGCAUCAAGACAGAAUUUGGAACAAAGGAGUCUCCAAAUGUGAUGUUGUUCAAUUUUGGCUAUGCAGUCUCAUUUGAAAUGUUAUCUCUGACCACAGCCUGUAAGAUGGAUCUCCACAGGUUUCCCUUCGACACCCAAAGCUGCAAUAUAACACUUCAGUCUACAUCAUAUUCAAAUCAUGACAUUGCAUUGGAUUUACUAACUAAUAAAUGGAACAUCACCUCUGAGUCGAAGAAAUUUCAGGCCCAGGGAGAGUGGGAGCUCCUCGAAAUAAACUACACUAAAGCUACCCUGGCUAAGUGGAUUGAAGUGGAUCAGCUGAUAUAUCAGAUCACCAUAAAAAGAAGACCUCAACUGUAUGUCAUAAACAUUAUAGUACCGGUAUUUUUCUUCCUUUUACUGGAUGUGGCCUCCUUCUUCAUUGACACAAAAGAAGAAGACAAGCUGAACUUUAAAGUGACUUUACUCCUGUCUAUUUCUGUGAUGCUGCUGAUUCUUAAUGACACGCUGCCCUCUACAGCUGAAAAUCUUCCUCUGAUUGGGGUUUACUGCUGUGCAAUUUUUUGUCUCAUUGGCAUCAGCAUUGUGGAGACCAUCUUUGUGAAUUUUCUGAAGACUAAAGCAGCUGAGAAGAGAUCAGUGGAAACAACAGCUGCUGUUACUGUUACUGGCCGAGAUGACCUGGCGAGUACUCCAGACUCAGUUAAAGAUCAGAAUGAUAAGCAUUCUUGUACCAUCGACCUUCUGAAGCAGAUACUCACUGAGGUUCAGGCUGCAACUCAACAAAACCAACGAAAGAAAACAUCUCUGUGCUGGACCAGAGUGGCAAGAAUCAUAGAUGUGACCUUCUUGGUUCUUUACAUAAUCACCAUUAUUGUGUUUCUGUCUGUGCUUGGGAAGCUUUGGCUUCCAUAGGGAAGUCUUAUACAUGAGACACACAAUACUUUUAUUAUAUAACUUUUAUUCAGAGUUUAUAUAUAGUUUACAUAGAGUUAAACACACAAGAAUACACAACAAAACACAAAGAUGCUGACAGAAGACACAUAUAUUAUGUAUGUGUGUGUGUGUAUGUAUUUUUUUUUUCACUUGAGCACCUGCCCCUCAAAACUAUAUGCAGGUGCUAAUUAAACAAAUUAUAUAAUUGUUUGUAAAAAAGUAAAAUUGUAAAAGUAAAUACUGUUGAUCAUCUUGUAAAUAAUUACACUGUUUAACACUACAACUGUCAUACCACACAGCAAAAUCCCCAGUGUUAAAUUAACUUCCAGUGUACAUAUGUGUCCACACUGAAGCAAAAAAUAACUGAAGCAGUAUUGUAUCCUGGGAAUACUCUUUUGGCGUAAGUUGAUUUGCAUUGGCUGUCUGCCAGAAGUUAUUUUAGUUUAUAAAGAUUUAAAUAUGGAUAUUUUCUUGCAAAAACCCAUCGCUUCGCUUCAGAAGGACUUUAUUAUUGAUGAUGAUCAUCACCAUGUAGUGGCCUGAUUCACUAGUCUCAUCCAGCAUUAUUAACUAGUCAUAUAAUGUUUUAUAUAUGUUUGCAUUAAAGUAAAUAUGUGAUGUGACAGCGUGUGUGAUUCAGUAGUGCUAUAAUCUGAAUUUUUUAUUUUUUUAUUUUUUAAACAUAGAUAUCAAGAAUCAGCAUUUGAAUCUCAAGAAUGGUGACAAUCAAACAAAAUAAAUCCUGUUGCAGUGCAUGAGCCACCAAUUAAAACUUAUCCAUACUUCCCAUCAUGCAGAUGAAUUGUCCUAUUAUUUUCAUUAAUUGUUCCUGUUUGCUUUUAUUUUGCUGUUGUUUUGUUGUGACAUUAGUAGCUUGUUUUGUGAUGUUCAGAGUUUAUCUGUUUUGUCAUUUUGUUUGAUUGUCACCAUUCUUGAGAUUCAUUUGCUGAUUCUUGAUUUAUGUGUCUAAACAUAGAAGCUUCCGUGCGCAAAAUGUUUAUUUUAAAGGGCACCUAUUAUGCCCAGUUUUACAAGAUGUAAUUUAAGUCUCAGGUGUCACAGAAUGUGUCUGUGAAGUUUCAGCUUAAAAUACCUCACAGAUCAUUUAUAAAACCAUGUUUUGUCAAAGCCCAAAACAAUUAUAUGCAUUGUAUUCUAUUCUAUGAGACCUUUUAAAUGACAUAUAACUCAUGAUUAUCUGAGCUGUAUGAUGCUUUUGACACAUUGGAGUACAAAGUACAAAAAAAAAAUCAUAAAUUAUUCUAAUUUUUUAUUAUUAUUUUUCAACAGUAGGAGUUAAUUGAAUUGGCAAUGAUCAAAUUUGUGAUGAUCUAGACAUAAGUUUUGAAAAAUAUAAUUAUUUUCUUAUAGGUAGGUGGCGCCCCCACGGGCAGUACACUCUGUUUUAGAGUGAUGACUCAUUAAAGAUUGAACA
Megalobrama amblycephala (Wuchang bream) is the source of this 3369-nucleotide messenger RNA. Its product is annotated as 5-hydroxytryptamine receptor 3A-like. Gene Ontology annotation, biological process: signal transduction; chemical synaptic transmission; monoatomic ion transmembrane transport. Gene Ontology annotation, cellular component: membrane; neuron projection; synapse. The transcript has 9 exons. Gene Ontology annotation, molecular function: extracellular ligand-gated monoatomic ion channel activity; neurotransmitter receptor activity; transmembrane signaling receptor activity. The coding region runs from base 549 to 1913 and encodes 454 amino acids. NCBI's taxonomy places the organism in Eukaryota, Metazoa, Chordata, Actinopteri, Cypriniformes, Xenocyprididae. The record is from RefSeq and is a predicted model, not a curated record.